Prorocentrum cordatum is the source of this 2420-nucleotide messenger RNA. Lineage: Eukaryota; Dinophyceae; Prorocentrales; Prorocentraceae. The record is from the annotation of a GenBank genome assembly.
GCUUACCAGAAGACUCGCAAGGGCAAUGCCGUGGUGGACCCCGCCGACGAGAAGCAGAUCAAGCUAUAUAUCUCGCUGAGGAACAACUUGGGCGAUAAUGAAAGAGUGACCGUGGGCUUGCUCCUCGCGUGGCUGCGUGAGGCGAAGGGCGAGCUCGAGGCCAGCGGUUCGCAGGCUCUGCGGGCGCUGGCGGUGCCCGAGGCCAAUUUCCCCCUGGGGGCAGAGCUGUCCGAGGAUGACCUUGCAGAGCAUCGGCUGGCUUCCAUGGGCAUGGCCCAGCUCGACCUGGAUAACUUCUUCAUCCUCGACUUCUUCUUGGUGAAUGACAAAUCCGUCCUGGGGGAGAAGGUGCGGGAGUUGUCUUUCCGGAACUUGUCCAACGAGCGCUUGAAGCUCGGGGGCCGCCCGGCGCCUGGCGCGGCCGCCGCCGGGCCCCCGGGCCGCGACGGCGCCGCGUCUGGCGCGGGCGAUGCAGGGGCUGGCCCGGCGCCCGCCGCCGGCAAUCCAGGAGCCAGGCCAGGGCUCUGGGAGGGGGUCGACGCGGGCGCCGUUGGCGGCGGGGGCCCGCCGGGGCUGCUGGAGCCCGCGGCGGAGCCGCGCCGCGAGGUGAAGCGGCACUCGUCGGACCCCUUCGUGGCAGACACCGAGAACGAGGACGAGAUCAAGAGUGCCGCGGAGGCGGGCCGGUGGACGGCGCGCAGCAAGUUGCGCGGGGGCGCCGUGGAUUUCUUCAUGGGCGAGCUGGUGGAGACGAUGAAGGAGGUCAAGAGGGGCCAGCCGCUGGCGGCGGCGGAUGGGCUGGCUGCCGUCAUGACGCGAGUGUGCACGUUUGCCGCGAACCUCUUCUUGGGUCACCGCAGCUGCGAGUGCCUCCCGCCCCUCUGCAAGACGUUCGACGCGUUCGAAGAGCUCGGGGCCGAGGUGGCGGGCCUCCCGCUGCUCGUGCGGGAGCUGGCGCAGAUUGGGCUCGAGUCGGACGCGCUCCCCGCGCUUGCGGGGGCGGGCGCUGCUGGCCGCGUGCGCUUCCGGGGACCCCCUUGCUACGAGAGUUUCUUGGCUUUCCGUUUCAAGCGGGAUCUCGACCGCGCGAAGGCGGCCGCGGGCCAGGGGCAGCUACAGGCGUUGAAGGAGAUCGUGGCGGCCAUCGCCGACGACGUGGCGCCGGACGUGUACAUGCACGCGUCUACGGCAUUGCAGGCUUUUGACCCGAAGCCCCCCUUGGCCGCGCGCGUUGAGUGGGCCCUCGCCGACGACUUCGCGCUGGCGGUCGUCCAGGAGUGGGCCCCCGACAGCGACGCGUGUCGCGCUGUCACCCUGGCGGGGCCGGCCCCGCCUUUCGAUGACAUCGCGUACUCGGAGUUCGAGAAGGGGUGCCCCCUCUUGAUGAAUGCCGGGGUCGAGCCGCACAGCCCGCUGGUCGAGGAGGCGCGCGCGUUCCUCACAGCGUUGCAGGGGGUCUCCGCUUGGGGCCAGCAGCAGACAUCGGCGUGGUUCGAGCUCCUGGAGCGGCUCGCCUUCGCCGAGCGCCUGGGCCUCGCCGUCAUCGCGGCCCUGCCGCGGGAAGAUCUCGUCGCAGUCGUCGGCGCUGCCAAGGCCUUCGUCAAGCCGAAGGGCAAGAAGGGCAAGAUGCAUGAAUGGCUGAAGAGCUCGGUCGCCGCCGCCGACGCCGCCGAGGGGCCGCCGAGUCCGCGGCCCGCCCUCGCGGGCGGGCCGCCGCCGGCCCCUGGCGGCGCGGAGGGCGCCCCCGCAGGCGCCGUCGCCGACGGCUUGGCCGCGGGCGAGGCGGAGGGCGCCCCCGCCGGCGCCAUCGCCAGGGGCGUAGUCGCGGGCGGCGCGGAGGGCGCUCCCGCGGGCGCCAUCGCCGAGGGGCCGCCCGCGGGCGGCGCGCGGGCAGGCGUCUGGAAGGAGAUCGAGGAGUCGGAGGAAGGGCAGCGAGGCAUCCUCGCGGAUAUCUACUAUCCGAAAGUGAAGAGCCUCUUCCCGGAGGUGUGGUGCCGGACGGUGACGGCGAGCGGGGGGAUGGCGGGGUUGCGAUCGACGCUGGAGAUGUCGCGGAAGAGGGGCCGCGCCGAGGACGAGCUCACGGCGACCCUUGUGCGGUGCCUCGACCACGGCAUGGGCGGCAAGACUUUGGAGAGCUGGAUGAACGAGCAGGAGAACCGCGAGGUGUUCGCCGAGUGGGUGUCGGUGGCGACGCUGCUCGCCAAGGGGGGGGGGGGGCGCUCCGCGACUGGCGAGGGCGCUCCCGCGGCGACGGGGGGCCGCGGGGCAGCUGGCGGCGCGGGCUUGUUCAAGAAGGGGGGCGUCGUGGUGGGGGUCUCCAUGAAGCACAAGGAGGACUGGAACGGCCGCCGCUGCGAGAUCCUCGAGGUCUUGUCGAGCACCUACAAGGUUCGGCGGCGCGCCGACUGGGGCAGCAG